AUGAGCGGAGCUACGCUGGCAAACUCCAGUGCGGUAGUACUAUAUCGCGACUCACUGGGCAAAGCAGUGGUGAAGAACGUCAUCGUGCUGGUCAUCGGACUCUCCAUCAACUACAUCAAUGUCGGCCUCAUGUACACCUUCUGCAAGCACCACAUCUUCUACCUGAACCCCCGCUACAUCCUGUUCUUCCACCUGGUUGUGAACGACAUGAUCCAGAUGAGCGCCACCAUCUUCCUCUUUGUCUUCAGCUUCACCUUGUACCGCAUCAGCGUGAGAAUGUGCGCCAGCUUCAUCCUGAUGGCCGUCAUCACCUCGGAAAACACGCCCCUCAACCUGGCCUGCAUGGCGGCCGAGUGCUACGUGGCCGUCUGCCUGCCGCUCCGCCACGCCCGCUUCUGCACCGUCAGGAGGACCCUGCUCCUCAUCGCCGCUAUUUGGGCCACCAGCUUCUUCUCCACCUUCCCGGAUCUCUUCGUCACGCUGGCCACCGAGCCCGCCGAGUUCUUCUCCACCAAGAUCCUGUUCACGGCGCGGUCGGCCAGCAAGGACACCAGGAAGGCCAGGGGGACCAUCGUCCUGCACGGCGUUCAAGUCCUGCUGUGCAUGACCAUGUACGCCUUGCCGCUGGUCAGGGAAGCUCUUUUCCGUUGGUUUCCCAAGAACUACUCGGACUCGCUCUUCGCCUGCUACAUCGUCGUGCAGAUCCUGCCUCGAGCCAUCAGCCCCAUCAUAUACGGCGUGAGGGACAAGUGCUUCCGCAAGUACCUCAAAAACUACCUCAUCUGCAGGAAGUGA
This is a messenger RNA of Corythoichthys intestinalis (scribbled pipefish), 795 nucleotides long. Its product is annotated as odorant receptor 131-2-like. The coding region runs from base 1 to 795 and encodes 264 amino acids. Gene Ontology annotation, cellular component: membrane. The transcript is spliced from 3 exons. Gene Ontology annotation, biological process: detection of chemical stimulus involved in sensory perception of smell; G protein-coupled receptor signaling pathway. Lineage: Eukaryota; Metazoa; Chordata; Actinopteri; Syngnathiformes; Syngnathidae. Gene Ontology annotation, molecular function: odorant binding; olfactory receptor activity; G protein-coupled receptor activity. The record is from RefSeq and is a predicted model, not a curated record.